AUGGACGGGUCUCCGACAGACGUGAUGGAUGGGGCAGAGAAUCUGGCAGCCGUUACGGCUGCCGAAAGUGCUGCCAAUGUACGCGAUAAGAGCGCCGACCAUGGGCAGGGAUGUGACGAUGCUGUUGUGGAGCCCAUCCCGGCCAAAUCCUUCUCCUCACGCCCGUCGUCCACGCCGGCGACAAGGACGGCACCACGGACUGACCGCGUCGGCAGCCUCGAUGACGACAAACGCCAACAGGUAGAAGCGUGGUCUGCCAACUCGCAGAGUCAUCACGGCUCGCUGAUCUCUGCAUCGGUGAAGAAGGACCGCAGUGGCGGUGUAUGCGCAGACAACGGCAACGGCGGCGCAGAGGUGCGGCAAGGACAGCAGCUGAGGUCGCCUCUCAUCACUUUCACAGAGUCCUCCUCCGACAUCAUGGACGCCACAGACGUACUACGUCACCGGCACGUACAGCACACCGCCGCACCGCCUUCAUGCAUCGCCCCUUCUGCUCCGUCGUCCCCCACAUGCGGCUCACCUCCGCUGGUCCCGACCGCAGCUACAGAGCAUCGACCGCAGCAGCAGCAGCAGCACAUCGACCACACGGUACUACGGUCGGCGCUGGACGUCGUGCUUCCCCGCGCGCUCACCCAACGAGCUCCUUCGCUGCAGAGAGGCGCAAUGAACCCGCCACUCUCACCGUCCUCCUCUAGGCCGAGUGUGCCGGCAGUUGCACACUCGGAUUUGCUCUCCAAGUCCACUUCUCAGCCCGAAACACAGCACACGCGCUCGUCCUCUCCAUCCUUGCGCAGCCCAACGCCGCUGGACCUCACGGGACCGCCGAAACGUCGCCCAGCUCGCCGCAGCGACAUGGUGGAGAGCACGGAGGCGAUGGGAAAAGUCGAAGACCCGAGCGAAGGCGACAAUAUGGAGCGGCGAGGCAACGGAUCUGCUGCUCCGCCCAAGUCCGAUCAGUCGCAGCAACUGUGCGCAGCGAAGAGUUGCCAGUGGACACAGCAGAGGCCACGCAGGCUCAGCUUCAGUGGGUCAUCAGCAGCGGCGACAGAGGACCACUUCGCCACCGCCUCCCAGGCAGAAGCCGGUGCACUUGACAAGAUCUGUGUGGCGCCAUCGCCCUCUGCCCCUCCUCCCGCUGUACAUUAUUCCGCCGCCAACGCGUCUGGAGUACAAGCUGAGGCACAGGAAACCAUCGCCGCGUCGGGCGGGUCGAAGCCUGAGCGGAUUAGCACGCCAAGAGCUGAUUAUACGCUGGCAUCAAGGGUGUCCGUGAAGGUGUCGCACACAUCGCUCAAGCCCGAAGCAGCAGUCGUAGCGCAACAGCAACGGCUGUCCUCCUCGCCGUCACGACAUCUUUCAUAUGGGCUCUUCCCCUCUCCAGAGCCUCUAAGGCACCUUGGGAGCCCUAUGCGACUUCGCGAACGGCAGCGGCCGUCAUCGCACCCGCUCGUGGGCGCGGAUGGCCACGCGCUGCCAGCGCCAGUGUUCCUGCCUGACACCCCUGCCACAGCAACGAGAGCGGCAUCGUGCGCAGGGACAUCCGCCACAGUAAUGCCACUCUCUGGUAGACACGUAGCGCGAUCAACGCAAAAUCUGCAGCGGCAGCUGUCGUCAGCCGUGCGCCAGAGUAUCCGCGGCGCAGACGGCAGUGGCGCUGGCAGUGCCGAUGGCGCACCGCCAUGUGUGCCGCAAGUGAUUCCGACGCACGACAGCGUAUUCUUCCCUAUGGGGACGGGCGUGAUUGCACCCGUGGUGCUGCACUACCUCACCGUCGCCGGCUGGUCCACGAAGGCGGGUGGGCGUGACUACUUCAGUCACCGGCGCCUGCGUGGAGGCGAGGUGGCGGGUCACACGGUGCGCUGGCUGCACACGGCGAAGCCACGUGACCAAUUCGUUUUCCUUGUCGCGCCUGUGAUACACCGCAAUGAGGCGGCGGCUGAACAGCGCCGGCGGUGCACACCCAGCAGCAUCGCCGGAGCGUCUCCGCCAGCGAGCGGAAGUGAAGGCGGUGGCGCCACUGGGCCCGCACUCGACGUGCCAAGCAGCGGUUCCAGCACAAAGGCCCACAUGACAUGGAGCGGCAAACCCCGCGCGACCACCACGACAACGCGCUGGGAAUGGAAUGCACCCGCUAAACGGCUACAGGAGCUCCGCGCACGCGUCUUCGGCGAAGCGCCGUGGUUCACCUACAGCACCAAAAAAGUGUGUGCGUGCAGCCUCAUUGCCCAGGUCAACGACGACGGCGCCCUCUCCAUCUCUGGUGCGGCCACGCCGAGCGGCGACAGCCUUAGCGACCCCAGCAAGGACGACGGCGAUGACGAGGAUGAGGCUGCAGACAGCGCCAGUGGCAGCAGGUCUUGCAGUGAUGACGCCUUCAGGCGUUCGCCACGCAUGCGGCGUUCAACCCAGUCUCUGUCUCCGUCCCUUCCAGGUGCACAGAUGUCAGGGGUGAGUGGCGGCGGUCUGCGCAAGGGCAUCUCCCCGCACAGCAUGUCACCGGCGCACUUGGCGCGGCAGUCCUCGCAAAGCCCACCUGCAAGCGUGGCAAGUGCGGCAUCUUCGCCCACAAGUUCGUCAUCGCUAUUCGUAGGGCUGGCGUUGUCAUCGCCAGGUGUACAGCGAGCGACAACGCAGAAUGUCUUACCGGCCAUCGUCCCAGCUCGCAGCGCCACCCCUGUCGAACUGCGACGCACCAGCAGCAGCGCCGGGGGUGGCAGCGGCAUCUACAGCAGCUACGUGUGGUCACCUGCCACAGGCACGGCGACCGCGGCGAGUGUGGCCUCGCCGGUCACCCCGCGGCAGCCACUGCAGUCGCUCGUUCCUGCAGCGGCGGCAGCGUCCUCGUCGGCGGCCGCGAAUACCGCACCGGCUUCUGUCGGCGUUGAGGUGGUGGUGGUGGCCCACGCCGAUGUUACGGCGAUGGACUACGCCCCACGGCUCACCUCGCAGCGGCUCUCGAUUGAGGCCAAAGCCGCUCACACGUACUUCUUCCCGCUGCUCAGCGACGCGUUGGCGUACUACCAGUGUGAAGACGCGAUGGGGCUCAUGGAAGAGCAGUGGUCUGCCGCGGUGACGAGCCAGAUUCCACGCCCGCGUGCGGCGGCCCCGCGCUCCCAGCGGCAGCAGCGCCCACGGCGGCAGCCCAGCCACCUGUCGGCCGCCGGUUUCGGCAGUGGAUGUCGCAACGCGAGCGUGCGCACAGCCCCGCUUUCGUCACUGGGAGCUCCGCUUCUGCACCAGGAUGGCGACUCACCGAACCUCGUCUCGUCUACCUCGCGGGAGCCGCCGAAAACGAGAGCGGAUGCGCACCGAUGUCGCGAGGGUGACUGCUGUGAGGCACAAACACCUUGUCCCGGCACGUCCACUGCAGACAGCGCACCGCGUGCCUUGUGGGGCAGCGAGGCGGGGAGCGAUCGCACCGCCACCGGUAUGAGUCUCUCCGGGACUCCUCUCAGGCUGUAUCGAAACCAACAGCCGCCGCACCACACACACACCCUCAUGCACCCAGCAACGUUGCCGCCGUCGCAGUCACUGAGCCUGUCAGAUGCGCUGCGCAGCGCUCAGGGCAUGGGAAGCGUCAGCUGCAGUGGUUCGCACGGCGGCGGCCGGCUGGGCCUCAGCAGCAUCACCACCUUCAGGCCCCCGACGCUUCUCCCUCGCGCCGCCGCAACCGCCCGCGUCACCCCCCCUUCAGCGCCUGCGGCCCCUCGCCUGGUUCCCCCCUCGCAGCCGCAGCCAUGCUGCCUGUCGCCAGCGCAACCUCACCUGACGUCCUCGCACGGCGAGAUAGUUGUCAGCGUGUACACAGCCGACCCUGUCUUCAACACCGUGCUGCGCGAGCUGCUGGUGCCGGAGCCGGGCACACACCCGUACACGGUGAGCGUGGCGGAGCAGAAGCGGCUCCUCUCCAUGGUCGAGGUGGGCAUGCCGGCGUGGUGCGUCUUCUACAGCUCCACCGGCCUGCCGUACCGUCGCCUGUUUCGCCUGCUCUACUCGGGUCUCACCAACCUCUGGCCAUUGCUCUCGCUCGCGGUGGGGUUGUACGACUUGUACAAGCACCUACCGCAGCUGAAGCGCUUCAUGGAGCACACGCUGGAGCCCAUUACGCGGUGGAUGGAGCAGCGCUUCACGAUUCGCGUCUCCGUCCUCGUCACGUAUCUGAUAUCCGUCGUUGUCACCAUCUGCAGCAGCCUCAGCUCCUUCGUCUCCCAGUUUUACGUGGUGCAGCUCUUCUCUCUGCCGAUCGUGCAGCUCGUGCUGGCACUGCUGAAGCUGCCCUUCGUGAUCGCAUUCGACACGGUGUGGACUUUGGCGACGACCGUCCUCGGCACGGUUGGCCUCGUGCUGCAGGUAGUGCGGAUGGUGAUCAUGGCACCGUUCGUGCUGGUGACGAACUUUGCGUCGCUGCGCGACACGUUUGGUGCUGCCGUACCGAUGGCCGUCGAGGGCACGUCGGUUUCGGUGAAGCAGUGGCGCGCGUGGGUCGAGUUCUGGCAAACCGUGGCGUCACCCAUGAAGAACGCGGCGCGGGCGUGGUGGGACUCGAUGAUGCACGUCAGCACCUCGGCCGCGCGGCGUGAGAUGUCCAUACGGCGGUGGACCUCGCCCAAGCUGGAGCAACUGGCAAUGAUGGUGGGGGAGGUGCAAGAUUGCCUCAUCAUCAACGCACAGCUGUGGUGGACGUAUAUUCUGCUGCCAGGCAUCGAGCGCAAGGUGCUGCUGAGCGUGAUGCUGGUGUACCUGUAUUGGCUGUUCUUGGGCAUCUCCCCCGAGCUCUGGGAUGAAGUCAUCUACGCCUCCGGUGUGCGGCACCACCCGUCCCUCAGAAGAGGUCCAUCGGCGUCACCGACGGCGACGGUGACGUCGGCGAUACAGAAAGAGACACCGGCACCGUCCUCGCCUUUCCCAGUCGCACCACCAGCCAACAGUCACGCGGAUGCACAGUACAAGGCUGGCAGCAUCGGCACGUGCGACGGCGACAGAUAUGUGUCGGUGUCAACUACAUCUGUGGGUGGGCAGUGGAGCUUGUACGCCUACUUCCACAACCUGCUUCGGGAUGCUGGGAGCCACGCGUCUCCCUCCUCCUCUUCCGCCGGCACGCAACCGUCGUCAGCGGUCUCCGCGGAGAAGUGCUCGAGCGCCUCUGGCGUCAGCGGCGUCCGUUCCAUCACCUUGCGCCCGGAGACGCAGCAGACGUUUUCAGCCCUCGUGGCCGAGCUGCUGUUACCCAAUAUGGUGCUGGAGCUUCUGCAUCAUGUUCGCAGUGCGCUCGCGCUCGGCUGGUCCCGCGGUGUGGCGGUUGCGUUGCGCAUGGCGGCGGGUCACGUGCAGGUGCCGCAGCGCGACUGCACUGGUGAAACAUGCAACACGGGUAGCAUAGACUCCACCACACCCUUCCAGUGCUCGUGUGCGGAUUCGCUGGAUGCGGCGUUCGGAAAGAAGAGCCACACAACUGCGGACGCGGCGGCCGCGUGA
Leishmania major strain Friedlin is the source of this 5475-nucleotide messenger RNA. RefSeq lists its product as hypothetical. Bases 1 to 5475 code for a protein of 1824 amino acids. The record is from RefSeq and is a predicted model, not a curated record. The transcript has a single exon. Lineage: Eukaryota; Euglenozoa; Kinetoplastea; Trypanosomatida; Trypanosomatidae.